Molecule: messenger RNA, 2277 nt
Organism: Nothoprocta perdicaria
Lineage: Eukaryota; Metazoa; Chordata; Aves; Tinamiformes; Tinamidae
Gene: TUBA8
Product: tubulin alpha 8
Exons: 8
Coding region: 1-2277 (758 amino acids)
Biological process (GO): microtubule cytoskeleton organization; mitotic cell cycle
Cellular component (GO): cytoplasm; microtubule
Molecular function (GO): GTP binding; structural constituent of cytoskeleton
Source: RefSeq, a predicted model, not a curated record
AUGUUUUGGAAGAAGGCUCCAUCCGUGCAGAUGCCGGGCAGUUCUCUGGAAAAGGGAAGUAGUGUUCUUGGAGGCAGGACUGUAGAAGAUAACAGACGUGAGUGCAUCUCUGUUCACGUUGGUCAAGCUGGAGUUCAGAUUGGCAAUGCCUGUUGGGAACUCUUCUGCCUGGAGCAUGGCAUUCAGCCGGAUGGCACCUUCAAGGACCAACCCAGCGAUGACGACUCCUUUGCAACAUUUUUCAGGGAGACAAGCACUAGAAAAUACGUGCCACGGGCUAUUAUGGUGGACCUGGAGCAAACUGUAGUAGAUGAGGUGAGGACUGGCACCUACCGUCAGCUUUUCCAUCCAGAACAGCUGAUCACUGGAAAGGAAGAUGCAGCAAAUAACUACGCCCGUGGCCACUACUCCAUUGGAAAAGACAAAAUUGACAUGGCAUUAGAUCGUAUACGCAAACUGGCUGAUGCCUGCUCAGGGCUACAGGGAUUCCUGAUUUUCCACAGCUUUGGUGGGGGCACUGGCUCUGGUUUUACUUCCUUACUGAUGGAGCGCCUUUCUCUGGACUAUGGAAAGAAGUCCAAGCUCGAGUUUGCCAUCUACCCUGCUCCCCAGGUCUCCACUGCUGUCGUGGAGCCCUACAAUUCUAUCCUGACCACUCACACCACCCUGGAGCACUCAGAUUGUGCCUUCAUGGUCGAUAACGAGGCUAUCUAUGAUAUCUGUCGCCAAAACCUGGACAUCGAGCGCCCAACGUACACCAACCUCAACCGCCUCAUCAGCCAGAUUGUCUCCUCCAUCACGGCCUCUCUGCGCUUCGAUGGGGCCCUCAACGUGGACCUCACCGAGUUCCAGACGAACCUGGUGCCCUACCCGCGCAUCCACUUCCCCUUAGUGACCUACGCCCCCAUCAUCCGUGAAUGCAUCUCUAUUCAUGUGGGUCAGGCUGGAGUUCAGAUAGGAAAUGCUUGCUGGGAACUCUUCUGCCUAGAGCAUGGCAUUCAGCCGGAUGGCACCUUCAAGGAUCUGCCCAAUAAACUCAACUACGAUGACUCUUUUACCACAUUUUUCAGUGAAACAAUCAAUGGGAAGCACGUGCCCCGGGCUGUAAUGGUGGACCUGGAACCAACUGUACUUAUUGUAAUUUCUCUUUCUUGGGCAGAUGAAGUACGGGCUGGGACUUUCCGGCAGCUUUUCCAUCCAGAACAGCUGAUAACUGGAAAGGAAGAUGCAGCAAAUAACUAUGCCCGUGGCCACUACACUAUUGGAAAAGAAAGCAUUGAUAUAGUACUUGAUCGUGUUCGUAAACUGACAGAUGCCUGCUCAGGGCUACAGGGAUUCCUGAUUUUCCACAGCUUUGGCGGGGGCACUGGCUCUGGUUUUACCUCCUUACUGAUGGAGCGCCUCUCUCUGGACUACGGAAAGAAGUCCAAGCUCGAAUUUGCCAUCUACCCUGCUCCCCAGGUCUCCACUGCUGUUGUGGAGCCCUACAAUUCUAUCCUGACCACUCACACCACCCUGGAGCACUCAGAUUGUGCCUUCAUGGUCGAUAAUGAGGCUAUCUAUGAUAUCUGCCGACGAAACCUGGACAUCGAGCGCCCAACGUACACCAACCUCAACCGCCUCAUCAGCCAGAUUGUCUCCUCCAUCACGGCCUCUCUGCGCUUCGAYGGGGCCCUCAACGUGGACCUCACCGAGUUCCAGACGAACCUGGUGCCCUACCCGCGCAUCCACUUCCCCUUAGUGACCUACGCCCCCAUCAUCUCUUCGGAGAGAGCRUAUCACGAGCAGCUCUCGGUGGCAGAAAUCACCAGCUCCUGUUUCGAGCCCAACAACCAGAUGGUGAAGUGCGACCCGCGGCACGGCAAGUACAUGGCUUGCUGCAUGCUCUACCGCGGCGACGUCGUUCCCAAAGACGUCAACGUGGCAAUUGCCGCCAUCAAGACCAAGAGAGCCAUCCAGUUUGUGGACUGGUGUCCAACUGGCUUCAAGGUUGGUAUCAACUACCAGCCUCCCACAGUUACCCCAGGAGGAGACCUGGCCCAGGUUCAGCGAGCAGUCUGCAUGCUGAGCAACACCACAGCCAUCGCAGAAGCGUGGGCAAGGCUUGACCACAAGUUUGACCUGAUGUACGCCAAGAGGGCCUUUGUGCACUGGUAUGUGGGGGAAGGCAUGGAGGAAGGCGAAUUUGCAGAGGCCCGGGAAGACCUGGCUGCCCUGGAGAAGGACUAUGAGGAAGUGGGAACUGAUUCCUUUGAAGAUGAAAAUGAUGGGGAGUAA